AGACUCGAGCCGAGGCCCGGAGCCCGCGCAGCUGCCCCCGCUCCCCCCGCCCCGCGCUCGCCACUGCGCAGGCGCGGCCCGAGAGCGUGGGUCAUCUGGAGGCAGCAGGCACUCCGGAGCCCUGGGGUUUGCGGCCUGCGUUCGGCAGGCUCCAGCCGCGCACUACUUGAGGGAAAUAGGCUCAGCAAGCUGAGUCUCCCCGCACCCUGGGCAGUGUGGUCAUGGAGAAUCAGGUGCUCACGCCUCACGUCUACUGGGCUCAGCGGCACCGAGAGCUGUAUCUGCGCGUGGAGCUGAGUGACGUGCAGAAUCCUGCCAUCAGCAUCACUGAAAAUGUGCUGCAUUUCAAAGCUCAGGGGCAUGGUGCCAAAGGAGACAAUGUUUAUGAAUUUCACCUGGAGUUCUUAGACCUUGUGAAGCCAGAGCCGGUUUACAAACUGACCCAGAGGCAGGUAAACAUUACAGUGCAGAAGAAGGUGAGUCAGUGGUGGGAUAGACUCACCAAACAGGAGAAGCGCCCACUGUUUUUGGCCCCUGACUUUGAUCGUUGGCUGGACGAGUCUGAUGCAGAAAUGGAGCUCAGAGCCAAGGAAGAAGAACGCCUAAAUAAACUAAGACUUGAAAGCCAAGGCUCCCCUGAAACUCUUACAAGCUUGAAGAAAGGAUACUUGUUCAUGUAUAAUCUAGUGCAGUUCUUGGGAUUCUCCUGGAUAUUUGUCAACAUGACUGUGCGGUUGUUUAUCUUGGGAAAAGAAUCCUUCUAUGACACGUUCCACACCGUGGCUGACAUGAUGUAUUUCUGCCAGAUGCUGUCAGUUGUGGAAACUAUCAAUGCAACAAUUGGAGUCACUAAGUCACCAGUGAUACCUUCUCUUAUCCAGCUUCUUGGAAGAAACUUCAUUUUGUUUAUCAUCUUUGGCACCAUGGAAGAAAUGCAAAACAAAGCUGUGGUUUUCUUUGUGUUUUAUAUAUGGAGCACAAUUGAAAUUUUCAGGUACCCCUUCUACAUGCUUACCUGCAUUGACAUGGAUUGGAAGGUGCUCACGUGGCUUCGUUAUACUGUGUGGAUUCCCUUAUAUCCUCUGGGAUGUUUGACAGAAGCUGUCGCAGUGAUCCAGUCCAUUCCAAUAUUUAAUGAAACAGGGAGAUUCAGCUUCACAUUGCCAUAUCCAGUGAAAAUCAAAGUUAGAUUUUCCUUUUUUCUUCAGAUUUACCUUAUAAUAUUAUUUUUAGGGUUAUACGUAAAUUUCCGUCAUCUUUAUAAACAGCGCAGGCGGCGCUUUGGACAAAAAAAGAAAAAGAUCCACUAAAAAGAAAGAUUUAGAUGACCUCUUGCCAGUUUGAGCCUAAUCUUUAAUUCUUACAGUUUUACCUUCUUGUACUGAUGUAAAAGUUUUUUGUUUUUUUUUUUAAAUGAUUAAAUUCUCAGUGAGGCUGUUUUCCUUUUCCCCCAGUAACAUUCCUGAAUUUACUGUAUUAUCUUAGUGUAGUACUCGCAUGACAUGGAUUCCUGACACCUGAUGACAGGGUCAUUCUUGUGUAUUCUGUUAGUGACACAAAAGACUCGGCCCUACUCCCACUCACUUCACGUCCAGUCAGUCUGUUUUACAGGCCAGAGCUAUUUCUUCAGUGCCCUGUCCCUACCAGCUACUGGCCAUUCUCAGCUGGGAUCUGUUCUUUUCAGCUGUUGCUUGUGUGGAAAAAAAAAAAAGCAAGACUAUGUUGCUGUAUAGGAGACUAUGAAAGUGACUCAGGCAGGACUUAAUAGAUUCUGUACCCAGGAGACUACUUGUUAAGUGGGUUGGGAUUGAUUUUUUUGAAAAUCAAGUUUGACUCAUUGAUAAAACACUUCUGAGUCUGAGUGGGGCUAGGUCACAUGUUACCUCUGAAUCUUUUGGCCUCUCUAACAACAUCUAACCUGCGCGGGCAGUGCAGAGGCACGCAGUGAUGUGAGAGAAACCAAGUCACAACCUUGGAACACCAUGACCACUUACUUCAUUCCUAACUAAAUCAGAACUCUCUGUCUCUGUAUAUAUAUCUCCCCACACACUUUUUAGAGCCACACCCUCAGCAUAUGGAAGUUCCCAGGCUAGGGGUUUAAUAGGAGCUACAGCCUGCUGCUACACCACAGCCAUAGCAAUGCCAGAUCCAAGCCGUGUCUGUGAUCUAUACUACAGCUCAUGGCAACACUGGAUCCAUAACCCACUGAGUGAGGCCAGGGAGCAUACCCUCGUCCUCAUGGAUACUAGUCAGGUUGUUUCCACUGCACCACAACAGGAACUUUAGAACUAUUUUCAACACUAAAGAAAGAUAAAUCAUUAGUUAGAAAACAAUGAGAUUAUAUAAGCAUUCCAAACCCAAAUGGCACUACAGGGAUCAGAAGGGUCACACUGGCAAUGCAGCCUGUGACAAACUGGAAACAUCUGAGUAGGCCAGACUAAAUAUACCUACAAAGCUGUCUUAGGCUGUACACAAACAAAAACAUCAGUCCUCCUUCCCCUGCACAGACUGAGUCCAUUUACUUGUGUACCUGUCAGGGUAAGUUGGUGGGAUUAUCUAUUUUUUGAAUAGGCCUCAGAAACACCUGCUUUUAUUCUUCUGCUGUUUCACCUAUCUGCAGUAGGAUGGUGAAAACAGAGUAAGAACUUCAGCUGGAGAACCACCAGCCAGGCCUUUAACAAGGCCUGCAGGAAAUCCACCAACAAAGGAAAUAGAAAAAAAAUCCAGACAUUAUGAUUUGGCCAUUGUCCGAGACAUCGGUUUCCCCUAAUACAUUCCAAGUAAACCAGGUAAAAUAAGUGUUAGAAGUAAUGUCUGCAUAUAAGAAUUUAAGGCAUGACAGCUUCUGCUGUUCUGCCAUUCCCGUUGUUUCUGGGGGAAAGGGUACUACUCAGUGAGUUACGCUGUUUCUCUGAGCCCAGGAUGGAAACUUGGUUGGACCUCAAAGCAUCUAAUUAGCAUAGCUGGCUGAUUUUUUUACAAGCUCACUACACUGAAGGAUGUUUUGCAUGUCUGCAACUUCUGUCAAUUGUUUGUAUUAAUUUCUGGUGUUCUUUCAACUGACUUUCUAUGUGUAACUGGGCAGAUAAGCUUUAUAGCAGAUUAUGCUCUAUCUUUAUAGCAGAAUCUUGUAUUCUUAGUGAUUGUUAUAAACCCCGUUAUUGCUGUCUGAGAAAGCAAAAGACUGUAUUUCUAUUAAAUAUUUACAAUCAAAAUCCUGCUAA
Sus scrofa (pig) is the source of this 3224-nucleotide messenger RNA. It is a transcript of the gene HACD3, whose product is annotated as 3-hydroxyacyl-CoA dehydratase 3. NCBI's taxonomy places the organism in Eukaryota, Metazoa, Chordata, Mammalia, Artiodactyla, Suidae. Gene Ontology annotation, cellular component: endoplasmic reticulum membrane. The record is from RefSeq and is a predicted model, not a curated record. Gene Ontology annotation, biological process: fatty acid elongation; very long-chain fatty acid biosynthetic process; sphingolipid biosynthetic process. Gene Ontology annotation, molecular function: 3-hydroxyacyl-CoA dehydratase activity.